Molecule: messenger RNA, 9414 nt
Organism: Sardina pilchardus (European sardine)
Lineage: Eukaryota; Metazoa; Chordata; Actinopteri; Clupeiformes; Clupeidae
Product: 1-phosphatidylinositol 4,5-bisphosphate phosphodiesterase epsilon-1-like
Exons: 37
Coding region: 829-7560 (2243 amino acids)
Biological process (GO): phosphatidylinositol-mediated signaling; release of sequestered calcium ion into cytosol; small GTPase-mediated signal transduction
Molecular function (GO): phosphatidylinositol-4,5-bisphosphate phospholipase C activity; guanyl-nucleotide exchange factor activity
Source: RefSeq, a predicted model, not a curated record
CGGGGGGAGUUCGUUCAGUAAUGGAAAUUGGACCGUCCCCGCUGUGUCGGCGUGCCAUAAAGCAGCACUGUGUGCCUCACGUGCGUAGAUUCAGCGUCUACUCUCCUCCACAGUCCAGUGAGGAGCUGUAAGGAGCGCUGGGCAGCUCAGAGGAGGGCUACUGCGUGCGUCCCUUUCCAAGCCAUGAGCCGAGCAGCUAAAGACUUGGACAGAAGGAAACAGCAACAGCGACAACAACAAGCAACAAGCAACAAGCAACAAGGAGGCCCAGAGCUGAUGCACAAUGGAAAACAUCUGCUUGCAAAAGACAUGUUUCUGCUGAGCGGCUUCUGAACCAGAGUCAAGGACAUAUUUCUUCUCCUUUGGAGCCAUACAGACAUCAGCACUUAAAAGCACGGCAAAGACAAUCCUCCCCCUGCCUCCCCAGCAUCUCCAUGUUACAAUGAGACACAUCGAUACUUUUCUUCCUCCCUCUUCACUUCUUCUUCUCUUUUUCUCAAUCUCUCCAUGACUGGCUUCCACUGUUGGACUGUGUUGGGAUUGGCACAUCUGUGCAGAGAACUGCAGGAGGUUUCCCAGGAAUUCUGCUGAUUCUGAUUUGGACUCAUUCUGAUUCGGACUCUGAUUCUGACUGACUGGACUUUUGACUCCUAACUAGAUUCCUGUUACCCCUGGGGUGGCUCAGGGGUUUUCCCAGGAAUUCCGCAGCACUAGCAGGGGCUCAAAAGGGGCAUAAAGGAGGUGGAUUAGGGCCUCUAUUUGCCCCCACCCUCCCCUACCCACACACACUCAUAGUCACACACUCACACACAUCACUGACCUCUCCCAAUGCUCAGUGACACUAAGACUCCUGAGCUGGAGGGGGAGGAGGAGGAGGAGCGGGCGAGGGAGGAAGGCCCACCACAGAGCCCAAACGCGUGCGUGCACACACUCAGCCCCUGCAUGAGCGUGCACGUGCACGUGAGCGCCGACAUGGACGCGGACGCCAACGGCAAGACCAAGAGGAGGAGCGCGGAGCUGCUGUGGCCCAAGCACGCGCCGGCAGAACUCUGCAGCGCCACCGAGCGCUACCUGCGGCUCCAGUCGUGUCCAGAGGCCGGCCCGGAGCCCUGGAGCAGAGCCUCGCCAGACAGGGACAUCAGCUCCCUCAGGAGCCUCUCGGAACCCGGCUCACCGUCGGCCAGGAACGGGUGGAUGGGCCACGACGGCAUCUUUGGGGACGACGAGGCGGGCGUCGUGGUGUUUGACUGCUUGGCGAGCCCGCAGCUGACCUCCGACAUGCCCACCUCAGAGGGCGGCUUUGCCAGCAGCGCCGGCGGGCAUCAGCAAGCGGCUGGCAAGAGGGAGCGCUCCACCCUGCUGGUGCGCCGGUUCUACCGGAACAACCAGCAGGUCCGCAAGUCCGUCUGGACCGGAACCAGAGCUAUCGUCCGCGCUCUGCCCAGCGGAAGCAUCGGCGAGCUGGCGCGGGACGCCAUCCUGAAGCACGCCCGGGGGGUACGGGACCGGCAAGGCCUCACGCACGUCGUCAUGAGGUGGCACAGCCAGCGCGUGGGCAUCAGUCUGCAUGGGCAUCAGCAGGAACGCGUGGCAGUCUCGGGGCUCGGACACCUGCUGCUGGAGGUGGUCCAUUGGGUAAUAGGAGAGUGUAGUGGAUGUGAGAGCUGUCUUCUCCACCCGUGUCAGAGACGGCUGUCCACUCAGUCCCUCGUGUGUGUGUGUGGCUCGUGUGUGUCGUUGGUGCUCCGCGCGCCGGACGCCUCUCUCUACUGGGCCGUGUCUCAGCGGACCUGCGCCUCGUCCCGCGUUUCCGGAGCCUUCCAGGAGGCCGUGGCGUCUCUCGGGAUCGGAGGGGGGAGUCGCAGCUGCCCGCCCUCUUUCAACUCCAGCUCUCCUUCUCGUGCCAUGGCAACAGAGCGUCAGCUGAGUUCCCCCAUGGCAGGCUGUAGCGGUGGUGGAGGUGGCGUGUCUUCCCCGACGGGCUCUGGCGUUAGCGUUAGCGGUGGCGUUAGCGGUGGCGUUAGCGGCGGCGUCGGCGGCGUGGUGAGCGGCAUCAGUAAGGAGCUGGUGGAGCUGCGUCACCUGAUCCAGUUCCCGGAGGAGAUCGCCGCCGUGCUCACGGAGCAGGAGCUGCAGCUGUACCGCCGCGCGCUGCCCCUCGACUACCUCAGCUUCCUCACGCACGACCUCACGCUGCCCCACGCCACCACCCAACACCACCACCACCACCACCGCCUGGGGCAUGGCCAGGCGCAGGGGCAGAUGGCGCCGCUCGGAGACGGGCAGAGCCAGGGCAGCACCCAGCAACAGCAUGCCCAGCUCAGGGUGUCUGUGUCUGCCCCCAAUAUGCCCGUCUGUAACCAGCAGUCCAGCGCUGUGGAGGACCUGGUGUCACGCUUUAAUGAGGUGAGUUCAUGGGUGACGUGGCUGAUCCUGACUGCAGGCACUAUAGAGGAGAAGAGGGAGGUGUUCUCCUACCUGGUGCACACAGCCAGGUGCUGUUGGAACAUGGGCAACUACAAUGCUGUCAUGGAGUUUCUGGCAGGACUCAGGUCCCGUAAGGUGCUGAAGAUGUGGCAGUUCAUGUCCCAGACGGACAUCGAGACCAUGCGGCGGCUGAAGGACGCCAUGGCGCAGCACGAAACGUGCGCCGAGUACCGGCGGGCACUGAAUCGGGCGCGGAACAUCCCGGGCUGCAGGGUGGUGCCGUUCUGUGGGGUGUUCCUUAAGGAGCUGGCCGGUUCCCUCGAGGGAACCGCCAGCCUUAUCAGCCUGCGGCCACGUGAGGACUCCAUAGAGUUUGUGUCAGACUACACCGGUCAGGAUCACUUCCUGCAGAGGGUGGGGCCAGACGGCCUGACCAAUCAGGAGAAGGAGGGGACGGUCAGCAACAUCCUGCAGACAAUCCGCAGCUGCCACCGCAGCCUGGAGGCGGAGGAAGGGGAGGAGCCAUUCAGCAACGGGAACGCCCCCUCCAGACAAAACUCCCUGAGAGAACGAAGCCGCAAUCAUUCACUGUCAUUCAGGACUUCCACCGAACCAAAACGUGUUCAGUUUACCGUGGGCGACCUCUCCGACUCCGAGACUGACCUAUCGGAUCAGUCCAAGGUGGAGGCGGACUUCCAGGGCGUGGAGGAGACCCAGAGGGCGUUCGGACACGGCACGGAGCUCAUCCCCUGGUACGCGCUGUCCAUCCGGGCCGACGUGCACCAGUUCCUGCUGCAGGGCGCCACGGUCAUCCACCACGAGCAGGACACCCACCAGACCGCCCGCUGCCUGCUCAAGCUGCAGCCCGACAACUGCUUCCUCACCUGGGCCAAGAUCCACAGCAGCUGCCCCUCCAACGGACGCCUCCGGAGCCCAGGGGGCAGCAGCGCGGACUUCCCCCACGUCCGGCCCCAGUGGUGCGGUCAGUCGGUGCUGUGCGGCCUGGCCGACGGCUUCCUGGACCUGGGCGUGGUCAAGGCCGUGUUCCUGGGCCACCCGGGCGCCGACGUGGCGAGCGUGUGUGCCCAGAACAAGCUGCCCGCCGCGCUGAGCGCCCACGACGGCGCCCUGACGCUGCUCUACGGCACACACACCACGGAGAACCGGCUGCUGCACUUCGUGGGGCCGAGCCACACGGUGCGCACGCUGCACGACGGCCUCUCACGACUGGUCAGCGCGCUGCGCAGGAUGAGGACGUUCCCUGACCAGAGGCUGCACUGGCUCAGGAGGCAGUACGUCAACCUCUACCAGGAGGACGGGAGGUAUGAAGGGCCGACGCUAGCACAAGCCAUUGAGUUAUUUGGUGGGCGGCGAUGGAACAACCCACUCAACAUGACAGCCAAUCAGAAGAGCAGCUCCCUCACAACAGCGGCCAAUCACAAAAGCAGCACACUCAUCAUGAACACCAACAAAAAGAAGAAAAAAGCUCUCAUGCGGGGAGACAGCGGAGACGCCACAGAUGAUGAAAUGGUCUCUAGAAAGGUGAAGAACAGUCGAGAGGUUCUGGGCAGAAGUGGAUCGGAUCCGUCAGACAGUGUAGACCAAGAUGAGCUGGAUGACAGUGGUUCAUUUGGUCUACCUGGACCCUUCUCCCUGUCGGUCAGUAAGGCCCUACCACUUAGUGCCUCUUCCUCCUCAACCUCCUCUGCCUCAUCGUCCAACAACAGCCUCUCAGCAUCCGCCAGCACAGGUAACUGGUCGGGGCGCAUGCUGGCGGGGCGAGGGAAGAGUUCCUUGAAGAGCUUCGAGAACCUGAUGGGUUCCGACUCCACCAUGAGCUUCAGCGAGUUUGUGGAACUCUUCAAGUCCUUCAGCGUCCGCAGUCGUAAGGACCUGAAGGAGCUCUUUGAUGCCCAUGCAGUACCCUGCAGUCGUGCUGCCAGCGACGCUGUGCCACUCUACACCAACCUGAGCAUCGACGACAAACUCAGCAGCAGCUCACAGCCUGAUCUAGACCUGCUGACCCGUACUGGGGCGGACGUGGGCUUGUCUCUGCGUGCGCGGGCCCCCGUGUCGGACGGUCAGAGGCAGAUCUGGGACGCCAUCGCGGCGUCCAGCAUUGUGUCCAACGGGACGGGCGUGGAGAGCGCCUCGCUGGGCACGCAGGCCUGGGGCAUCGGCCAGCUCAACGCCUUCCUGGUCAACUACCAGCGCGAGAACCACACCUAUGACCAGACGCUCAGCAUUAUACAGAGGUUUGAGCCGUGUCCCAAAAUGCGACAGAUGGGCUGGAUGUCCUUUGAAGGCUUCGCCAGGUUUCUGAUGGACAAGGAUAACUUUGUGUCCAAGCUGGAGGAGAGCCAGGUGAGCGUCCAGGACCUGCAGCACCCCCUGUCCUACUACUACAUCGAGUCCUCGCACAACACCUACCUCACCGGGCACCAGCUCAAGGGAGAGUCGUCCGUGGAACUCUACAGCCAGGUGCUGCUGAAAGGGUGUAGGAGUGUGGAGUUGGACUGCUGGGAUGGAGAUGACGGCAUGCCCAUAAUCUACCACGGCCACACACUCACCACACGCAUCCCCUUCAAAGAUGUGGUGGAGGCGGUGAACCGCUCUGCCUUCGUGACCUCUGACCUCCCCGUCAUCCUCUCCAUAGAGAACCACUGCUCUCUGCCUCAGCAGCGCAAGAUGGCCGACAUCUUCAAGACGGUGUUCGGGGACAAACUGGUGACUAAGUUCCUAUUCGAGAGUGAUUUCUCCGAUGAUCCUCUGCUGCCGUCCCCAUGGCAACUACGAGGGAAGAUCUUGCUGAAAAAUAAAAAGUUGAAAGCCCACCAAGCUCCUGUGGAUAUCCUCAAACAGAAGGCUCAUCAGCUGGCGUCUAUGCAGGCUCAGGCGAGUAACGGCCCAAUGUCAGGCACCUCCCCCGGUGCCAACGAGGAGGAAGAGGAGGAGGAAGAUGAGUACGACUACGAUUACGAGUCUCUGUCUGACGCUGACGUCCUCAUAACCUCUCCUGUUUUGUAUGGGCAAGAAGACAACAUUCUGGAAGACCGGCCAGAAGGGAAACUGUCAUCGUCGGGGGAAAAAUUCCAGUUUGAAUCAAGUGAUGAAAUCCCUAAGAGGGUCAAGAAAGGAGAAGGAGCCCAUCAGAAUAAAGGAAAGAUCUUUGACAUGGACUUGGGUGAGGAGUUCAAUCUGCCACGCAGUAAAAAAGAGGGACGACAGAUUGCUCAGGACCUCUCCGAUCUCAUCAUCUACUGCCAGGCCGUCAAGUUCCCAGGGCUCUCCACUCUAACUCCGUCUGGUUCGGCCAGAGGCAAGGACAGAAAGAGUCGGAAGUCUAUCUUUGGGAACGCUCCUGGAAAAAGCCUCCCAGGAGAGCCAGUUCCCUUGACACGGCCCUCAGGGAAAGGCAUGCUAGAGAGCUCCCGCCAGAGCUGGGAGGAGCCCACGUCUCCGUCGAUGAGCCCGUCUCCGUCGCUGAGCUGGCUGAUCCGCACGCCCAAGUGCUACCACGUGAGCUCGGUGAACGAGAACGCGGCCAAGCGCCUGUGCCGCCGCUACUCCCACAAGCUGAUGCAGCACACGCGCUCCCAGCUGCUGCGCACCUACCCCGCCGCCACGCGCAUCGACUCCACCAACCCCAGCCCCCUGCUCUUCUGGCUGCACGGCAUCCAGCUGGUCGCCCUCAACUACCAGACCGACGACCUGCCUCUGCAGUUGAACUCGGCCCUGUUUGAGAGUGGGGGCAGCUGUGGCUAUGUUCUGAAGCCUGCCGUGUUGUGGGAUAAGAACUGCCCGCUCCACCGCCACUUCUGCCCGCUGGACAGAGACCUGGAGGGGCUGUGCCCUGCCCAGUUCUCCCUCACUAUCAUCUCCGGGCAGAACGUGUGUCCCGGAAACACGGCCGCCAGUCCGUGCGUGGAGGUGGACGUCCUGGGAAUGCCGGCGGACGCGGCGCACUUCCGCACGAAGGCAGCGCACCGGAACGCGCUGAACCCCAUGUGGGGCCAGAGCUUCACGUUCCCCGUGGUCAUGGAGGACCUGGCCUUCCUGCGCUUCACCGUGGUGGAGCACAGCAGCUCACAGCUCACCGCCCAGAGGAUCCUGCCCAUCAGAGCGCUCAGGACAGGCUACAGACACCUCCAGCUGAGGAACCAGCACAAUGAGAUCUCUAGCCUCUUCAUCUACAGCCGCAGGGCCGACGAAAACACCACCGGCAACACCUUACCAGCCGCCUGGUUGUUCAGUACGGAGGAGCGGCGGGCGGCGGUGCAGUACAAGGUGACGGUGCAUGGAGCCCCGGGCCCUGAGCCCUUCAGCGUGGUGUGUGUGACCGAGAGGACCACCGUCUCACAGCUCAUCAGCAAACUGCUGUCCUCCUGCUCCCCUCCCCCUGACGUGUUCCUGCUGGAGGAGAGGCAGGCGCUGACGCGGGAGCGCGGGGAGCGAGGGGAGGCGCGGGGAAAGCCCACGCUGCAGAGGGUCCUGGGCCCCGAGGAGGAGGUGCUCAAGGUGCUCAACAGCUGGAACCCGGAGGACGGAUACCUCGCCCGCCUGUGCCUCAAGACCAAAGACGAGCGUGUGCCAGAGAGGAGCCCGGUCCCGGAGAGAGCCGAGGAUCUCAGCGGCGGCGUCAUGGAUGAGGACUCGUUCCUGGUGCACGUUCACGACGUCUCUCCUGAGCAGCCGCGCACCGUCAUCAAAGCCACGCGCCACAGCACGGCGCAGGACAUCAUUCACCAGACUCUGAGUAAAACCAAGCACUCCAGCGGUACCCUGUCUCCACCUGAUGCCAGUCACUACGUGCUGAUGGAGGAGGUUGCCAAGGAGAUGCCGGGCAGGAGGGCCCCACCCAAGUCGGUGCAGCGUGUGCUGAGUGAGCACGAGUGUGUGUUCCAGGCCCAGAGCCGCUGGAAGGGGGCCGGCAAGUUCAUCCUCAAACUGAAGGAGCAGGUGCAGACGGCGCGUGACGAGCGGCGGCGGGGCCUGUCCCUGGCGGGGGAGCUGAAGCGCUUGACGGGGCGUAGCCGCGGCGUGUGGAUGGGGGCGCAGGCUGCUCUGGAGCUGGGCCACAGUAAGGAGGAGCGCGCAGCAUGCUGCCUCCACCUCACAGAGACCUGCGAGUGAGCGGGCGUGUGUGUGUGUGUGUGUGUGUGUACAUACGCAUGCACGUGCGUGUGUGUGUGUGUUUGUGUGUUUGCGUGCGUUUGGAGUGGACACACGGUCUCCGCCCCACAGCCACAGGAAGUUUGUCGGAGGGCCUGAAGACGUGGUUGGCUGAGAACAGACAGGGGGUGGAGAGAGUGUUGUUCGACCACACCCUCUCCUCCCCCUCUUGGACCCUCCCUGUCUUAUGGAAUUGGAAGGUCCACAAAUGAAAUGGAGCCUCCGAUACACACACACACACUCUCACAUCCUCCAUGUUGAGCUCCCUCGGUGCUAGGCAGACGUGUGUGUGUGUGUGCACCACCCUUGAGGACGGCCAUGAAUACAAACAGACUCAGACACCUACAGCACCUUAGCAUCCAACUGCCCUCCACACACACACACACACACACACACGUCCUGUGAGGACAGAAACUCUAUGAGAGAUGUGUUCUGCCCUCUGCACUGACUGGGGAGAUCAUCCUUGUGCGGUCAUCCGCUGACUGGGCAUCUGGAGCCAGAGCUGGACGGGCCUGCUGCUGCUGCUUCUGGCCGGUACUCUUCUUCUGUGCUUUUGGGUUUUAAGGUGAACGGACUUGACCAAGCCGACAGCUGCUCAGUAUAGCAGAGUCUGAUAAUCAGACAGUACUGAGUUUUAUUCAGUAGGAAAUUAUAAGUGGAUUGGUUCUUUUCUUAGUUGCGGCUUUGCUAUAAUGUUGGUGAUUAAUGGUGAUAAGAGCAGUGCUUAUAGUUUCUGCUGUAUGUGAGUGUGUAUGUGUGUGCGUGCAUGUGUGUGUUUUGCACAAGAUAGUCCUAUAGGUCUCUAUGGCAACGGGAACUUCCAGCUGUGCAGUCGUGUCACAGUACCGGUCAUUAGAGAUAAACUGCUACGCCACAUCAUGUUCGCAAUGUAGUGUUAUGUUAUAUAUAAUGCACAGACAUUUUACUCUUGUAUAUUAUUGACAGAAGUUGUAUUCAUGUUGACCACAAGGCAACAUAACUGAAGUUGUAUAUUUGAUUCUGUACAUAUAUUUUGUAAGUUUGUUUUCUUUUUUUAAUUUAUUUGUAGAAAAAACAACCUUAAUGUGGUUCUGUGUUGUAUUUGUAUUUUAAAGUGUUGAUCGUUGAUAUCAGUUAAAUCACAACUGGUCCUUUCAGCUAAACAAAACGUACUAUUUUAAGAUGGAUUGUCUUUGUAUCAUUAGCUUUGUGAAGAUCUUUCUGCAUAUGGAUGUCAAUAAGAAGUCUCACUGUGUCCAAAACAGUAAGUGGUGAAAGCUAAUAUGCUACUGAUGUUGACCUAUUGAUGAAUAUGAAUGCUUUCAUUUGAGAGGUGAUUCGACUGCUCAAACUAGCUUUUAUACGUGGAUGGAGCGCACAUACAUACUAAUGGCAAAUUUGCAGGGUACUACCUGAUACAGUAUUACAUAACAUGAUUUCUAAAUGUGUCAAUAGAGUGGUUCAUUUUCAUAAAGCACACACACCUUGAUAUCAUGGUUAAUGAAACAUAAUUAUGGACAUGUCAGUAAACAAGGGAUUAUCAUCACAUCAUUUGGAAGUGAAGUUUACUGAAGUAAUGAUUUUAGAUCAUCCAAUACAGCUGUGACUUCAUGACAGACUAUUUGUCUGACUAUUAAUGUCUUCUCCUCUCCAGUAGUAGCAUUGGGUUACAACGGGCAUAAUCCUUUGAGUUUAUAAAUAUGUGCUUGCUGCUUGUAUGACCUGUGCAAGAUUGUGCCAAAAAAACAAUCUGCAAUGGUCAAUAAGAGCCUACUCGUCACAUGGUCAUGGAGGUCAACACAGGGCACAGUGUUAUUCUCCUGUUCUGGACUUGGU